AUGGCACUUCGUGCGAUGUUUCGAAAACUCGCCGAUUUGAAGCGUCUCUGGGGUGCUUCUAAAAUUGAUUGUUUGAUCUGGCUUGUGGCAUUUGUUUCAACAGUAGCGAUUGACGUUAUGCUGGGCCUUGCGAUAUCGAUCGUUUUCGCUUUAUUGACGAUCGUUUUUCGAUCACAAUGGCCUAGAUCCGAAACGCUUGCUCCAACAGGGGGCGGAGAAGAUUUUGAGAACUUGCAAAAAUAUAAAGCUCUCUCUCAAUAUCCGGAUAUUCAUAUAUUCCGAUUCGAUUCACCGUUAUUCUUCACGAAUGUUGAGAACUUCAAAGCUAAGAUCCUGAAGCAGAUGAAAAGCUGGAGUGACAGUGAUUCAGAUACUAAUGACUCGGUCUCAUUUCUAUUUUCAUACAACCAUCAGAAAUCAAUCGCUUUUCCCAUGGCCUACAAAAGUUUCUAUCACUAA
This is a messenger RNA of Anisakis simplex (herring worm), 459 nucleotides long. The record is from the annotation of a GenBank genome assembly. NCBI's taxonomy places the organism in Eukaryota, Metazoa, Nematoda, Chromadorea, Rhabditida, Anisakidae.